Molecule: messenger RNA, 201 nt
Organism: Clunio marinus
Lineage: Eukaryota; Metazoa; Arthropoda; Insecta; Diptera; Chironomidae
Source: the annotation of a GenBank genome assembly
AUGUUUCACAGACAAGUAGCAAGUUGUCGUGAUGACAUCGGUUCAUUUCUAAGAUUAUCAUGUGAAUCGAUGCAUUCUGAAGAAGUCUCAUUUAGAGAAGGUUCGCCUUUAGCUUUAAGACUAUUCGACGAUUGCAAUGAACCAUUCGAUAAAGUUGUCUUAAGAAGACUUGUCAACUCUGGUUCUGAUAGGAGACGAUAG